This is a messenger RNA of Ctenocephalides felis (cat flea), 1649 nucleotides long. RefSeq names its product serine--tRNA ligase, cytoplasmic-like. Gene Ontology annotation, molecular function: serine-tRNA ligase activity; tRNA binding; ATP binding. The coding region runs from base 106 to 1578 and encodes 490 amino acids. The record is from RefSeq and is a predicted model, not a curated record. Gene Ontology annotation, biological process: seryl-tRNA aminoacylation. NCBI's taxonomy places the organism in Eukaryota, Metazoa, Arthropoda, Insecta, Siphonaptera, Pulicidae. Gene Ontology annotation, cellular component: cytosol. The transcript is spliced from 9 exons.
AUGCUAUAAAGAUUUUAUAAAAUAUUUAUUAAACUACACUGUGUAAUUCUCGAAUAAUUUUUAAAACUUAUUUUACUCUUAAUUUCAAUUCAAUAAAUUAUCAAAAUGGUGUUGGAUUUGGAUUUAUUUCGUGCCGACAAAGGUGGAAACCCGGACAAAAUUCGGGAAAAUCAAACUAAAAGGUUCAAAGAUGUAGGUUUAGUAGAAGAAGUGAUAAAUCAAGAUUCCUUAUGGAGACAAUUGAGACAUAAAGCGGACAAUUGGAAUAAAUUGAAAAAUGUGUGUAGUAAAGCCGUAGGAGAAAAGAUGAAAAAGAAAGAACCUGUGGGUUCAGAUGCAGACCCUGUUCCAGACAAUGUGAAGGAAAAUCUAGAUAGCUUGACCAAUGAUUUAUUAGUCCCAUUAACUGUCAACCAGAUUAAAAAGGUUCGUACACUUAUUGACCAAGCAGUCGUUCAAAAUGAACAAGAUUUGGCUGAAGCAAUGCAAAAACGCAAUUCUGCUUUAAGAGAAGUUGGUAAUCAUUUACAUGAUUCAGUUCCCGUUAGUAAUGAUGAAGAUGAAAAUAAAGUAGAACGCACAUGGGGUGAUUGCACAAAAAAGACUAAAUACUCUCAUGUUGAUCUUAUUUGCAUGAUUGAUGGAAUGGAUGGAGAAAGAGGUGCAACUGUAUCUGGAGGUCGUGGUUAUUACUUAACAGGUCCUGCUGUAUUUUUGGAGCAUGCUUUAAUACAGCAUGCGUUACAUUUGCUAUGGAACAAAGGAUACAAACCACUCUAUACACCAUUCUUUAUGCGUAAAGAGAUCAUGCAAGAAGUGGCACAGUUAUCACAGUUUGAUGAAGAAUUAUAUAAAGUAAUUGGCAAGGGUGCAGACAAAGACGAUUCUGAGAAAUAUUUAAUUGCAACUUCCGAACAACCAAUUGCAGCCUUCCAUAGGGAUGAAUGGAUAAGUGAAUCUGCAUUACCUAUUAAAUAUGCAGGUAUAUCUACUUGUUUUAGACAAGAAGUAGGAUCUCAUGGCAGAGAUACUAGAGGCAUUUUCCGUGUUCAUCAGUUUGAAAAGGUUGAACAAUUUGUACUUACAUCUCCUCAUGACAAUAAAUCUUGGGAAAUGAUGGAUGAGAUGAUUGACAAUGCUGAGAAAUUUUGUCAGUCUCUAGAAAUUCCAUAUAGGGUAGUUAAUAUUGUAUCUGGUGCACUGAAUCAUGCUGCUGCAAAAAAAUUAGAUUUAGAGGCCUGGUUUUCUGGUUCAUCUGCAUUUAGAGAACUUGUUUCCUGCAGUAACUGUUUGGAUUAUCAAGCUAGAAGAUUACUUGUGAGGUAUGGCCAAACAAAAAAAAUGAAUGCCGCAAUUGAUUAUGUCCACAUGUUAAAUGCAACAAUGUGUGCAACAACACGUGUGAUAUGUGCAAUUUUGGAAACGCAUCAAACUGAAACUGGUAUCAAGGUUCCAGAAGUACUUCGGAAAUAUAUGCCUGAAGUAUAUCAAAAUGAAAUACCAUUUGUGAAACCACCACCAAUAGAAUUGGAACAAAGUGCUAAAAACAAGAAAAAAGCAGAGGGGGAUAAACAAUAAUACUAUUAAUUUGACCAGCAAUCUAAUACAUAUUUAUUAUAAACAUUACAUGAAAAUAACUAAGCUUAUGC